AUGCUUGCUCUUUUUCACACGUACAAAAGAAACUCAUUUUAUGAAUUUAAAAGAGGACGCCACAAAUAUUUCUCUCGGAAAAUCUUCACUCAAAUAAGUCAUACAUACCAUUCAAAUAUGGUGAUCAAAACUUUACCUAUACCUUCAACAACAAUUCCUGUCAAUUCUCAACUAGGAUCACUCAUCACUUGUCUCCUAGUUUCAUGUCCACCUGUGCGUCGUUUACCGGAUGCCACGGCUCUUCGCGACAUGUGCAUUAUAACAAAGAGCGAUAUGAAUCGAAUUUAUGAGAAUUUAAAUCGACGUCAACGCGAUAAAGACGCCAUUCGACAGGAAAUGGAACAGAAGAAAGAAAUGCUUGAACGAUCGACACAAAUCACUAAAGAUUGGCCAAAUACUUUUGCUGGUGACCAAGAACGAAAAUUACAGCGAAAGAAAAUCCGUGAACGAGAAGAAGAAGAAAAGAGGCAAUUGCUCGAUCUGGAAGAAGAGAAAUUAGCUGCAGAACGUCGUCGAGAGUAUCUCGAAAAAGCAAAGCAAACGCGAUACUAUAACACUGACCGUAUCCGAACAUUUCAUAGUUCUCUUUUGCUGACGGAAGUUUUAAAAGAACGUGAGAUGCAAGUUGAAAUGAAAAAACGUAUGGAACAAAUGCGUCAAACAAGUGAUAACGACGAACUUAAACGUUUUCAAGAAGCUCAAGAACAAUUUGACAAAACCGAACGAGAAAAAAACGCAAAAAGAGCAAAAGAACGUGCUGAUUUAGCUCAAUACCAUCUUACGCAAAUAAAUCGCCGUAAAACUCAUUAUAUCCAAGAAAAACAAAGAGAUCGACAAGAGGGCGAUGAAUAUCGACGUUUAGCCGAUAAGUCGCUUCUUGAUUUCAUUGAAUCCAUGCGUACGCGCAAACUCAAGCAAAAACAAACGAAAGAAAUGUAUGAUAAAGCCAUGGAACAAAAACAAAAAAUUAAACAAAUUGAACAAAAACUGGAUGAAGAAGAGGAAGACGACAUUCGUACUUAUGCAGAAGUCAAAAUGCGAAUUGCACGAUUAAGACGCGAAAAAGAGAUUGACCUUGAACAACAAAAACAAAAUACACGCGACGAAACAAUUGGUUACUUGGGUUCGUUAUUGAAACGAGCUGAGGCCGAUAAUGAAUCUCAAAUUUAUCGUGCUCAAGCCGAGAAAGAUGCUAAGGCAUAUCGGGAAGAACAAGAGAAAUAUGAAAAACAACAACAAAUGCUUGAUUCGAUAGAGAAGCAUCGUUUGCAAUCAUUAAAACGACGUCAAUUCGAUCGUGGAAUGGAAGAGCGUGAAGAUGCUGAACUUCGUAGACGAAAAGCACAAGCGGAUCAUUUGUUCCGUUUAUAUCAAAAAGAAAAAGAAAAAGAACGCGAACAAAACAUUCAAUUACUCGGACAAAUUCAACAAAGACAAGCGAGAGAUCGCAAGGAACGUGAGCGUGCUUUGAAAGAAAACGAAAUACAAGAAAUACAAUUAGACAAACAAAUGAAUGAAGUCGAACGACAACAAUAUCUAGAAUAUACCGGACGGGUUAUGUCAUAUCUGGAGGACAAUGGUCGUGAUAUCCAUCCAAUGCAACGGACUGUUGCUGAAGAAAUGAAACGUUUUGAUAACUUCAAUCACAGUUCCAAGAAAACGGAAACACCACGAAACGGACAGGAGGAGAAAAAAUCUAGCAGUCAUGAUAGACCUUCGCUGAAUGACACCAAGAAGCAUUUGGGUUUUCAAUGGGAAAUUCCUCAAAAAUAA
Messenger RNA from Adineta ricciae, 1773 nucleotides. The record is from the annotation of a GenBank genome assembly. Lineage: Eukaryota; Metazoa; Rotifera; Eurotatoria; Adinetida; Adinetidae.